Molecule: messenger RNA, 1425 nt
Organism: Pelobates fuscus (common spadefoot toad)
Lineage: Eukaryota; Metazoa; Chordata; Amphibia; Anura; Pelobatidae
Gene: HTR6
Product: 5-hydroxytryptamine receptor 6
Exons: 3
Coding region: 157-1425 (422 amino acids)
Biological process (GO): G protein-coupled receptor signaling pathway, coupled to cyclic nucleotide second messenger; chemical synaptic transmission
Cellular component (GO): dendrite; plasma membrane
Molecular function (GO): G protein-coupled serotonin receptor activity; neurotransmitter receptor activity
Source: RefSeq, a predicted model, not a curated record
GGCAGAAAAGGUCUGAGAGAGGGGCUUACUUGGAUGAAUGAGUGAAAGUAAAGCAGACGUGAUGGAGGAGAGACACAUGGAGGACUGGAUAAAACAGACGCAUGGGAGACCCACAAUGGGCUCUUGCUAGUAGGAGAACCCUUCCUCAAGCAGGGGAUGGAUGAACAAUGGGGUGGACAGGAUGGGAUGGGAAGGGAAGGGUCUUCUCAUCCACAUGGACGGAAUGUCUGGAUGGCCACCUUCCUGUGUUUGAUCAUUUUUCUCACCACCUUGGGGAACACCUUGCUGAUUCUCCUCAUCUUCACCCAGAGGUCAUUGAGGAACACCUCUAACUAUUUCCUGGUAUCCCUCUUCAUGUCGGACCUCAUGGUGGGACUGGUGGUGAUGCCACCCGCAAUGCUAAACGAACUCUAUGGCCAUUGGGUCUUGGAUGUAAACUUCUGCUGUAUCUGGUACUCAUUUGAUGUCAUGUGCUGUAGUGCCUCCAUCCUUAACCUCUGUGUCAUCAGCUUGGACAGGUACCUACUCAUCAUCUCCCCUCUCAAGUACAAGCUCAGGAUGACCUCCUGUCGAGCCCUCGGCUUGAUUUUGGCCACCUGGACCUUGGCCGCAUUGGCCUCCUUCCUGCCUAUCGAGAUGGGUUGGCAUGAACAGGACCUUGUUAUACAGUCCAGGAACCUGACCUCUGAGCCCCAGGAGAAGCAAUGUCGUCUGCUGGUCAGUUUACCCUAUGCCCUGGUUGCUUCUUGUCUUACCUUUUUCCUUCCAUCAGCAGCCAUCUCCUUCACGUACUGCAGGAUCCUCCUGGCUGCCAGGAGGCAGGCUGUCCAAGUGGCUUCUCUGACGACUAAUGUGCCAAAUCUAUCUGAAGAACAUGCCCAGGUUCUCACGGUACCUGUUGUGGAGAGCAGAAAAUUUGUCACAAAGCACAGUAAAAAGGCACUGAAAGCCAGCUUAACCCUGGGAAUCCUGUUGGGCAUGUUCUUUGUGGCCUGGCUACCAUUUUUCGUUGCCAAUGUGGUCCAGGCGGUCUGCGAUUGUGUGCCUGCGGGGCUGUUUGAUGUCCUUACCUGGCUCGGAUACUGCAACAGCACAAUGAACCCCAUCAUUUACCCGCUCUUCAUGAGGGAUUUCAAACGGGCCAUGGGUAAAUAUCUACCCUGCUGCCGACGAACUCGUGUCAUCUCCCUGUCUAUGCGCAAUUCGAACAGUGCACCACGGCUGGGUCUAUCGCUGCGCAAUGUCCUGACACUGCGGGGAGAGACCGAUUCUAUGUAUUCAGCCACCAUGGGCAACGAGCACCUUCUGCCAAACGACAAAGACCACAGUACGGACCCCCUGCCGGUAACGGCUGCUGACUCUGUCAAUCUGUUCGACUUAGAGCAGGAAAUGCAGAUUCACCACCUCAACACCCCCAUGGAUUAA